Messenger RNA from Blastocystis hominis, 2684 nucleotides. RefSeq lists its product as hypothetical. The transcript has a single exon. The record is from RefSeq and is a predicted model, not a curated record. Bases 1 to 2670 code for a protein of 889 amino acids. NCBI's taxonomy places the organism in Eukaryota, Bigyra, Opalinata, Blastocystidae.
AUGGGAAACAACGAAUAUAGUCGUGUGUUCGGGUACACAGUCGCAACUACGGGAACUAUCUCAUCUUACUUGGACCCUUUCUCUCACUACUAUGGAUCGAGUAUUUAUUCGUCUGUGUGUAGUGGGAAUUCUGUGACGAUCACAUUUGACGAUGACCGCCGUGAGUGGAUCUCCUCUGUGCUUGUUCAGGCGCAUUAUUUUGAGGAUGACAAGUUCACACGCCAGUUCAAUGUGUAUGGAAAGAAUCAAGAUGAUGCGGAUUGGGUACUUCUGAAUGAAUUUAACAACCUUGGAUGGUCUCUCAUUGGACAGACCAAGAAAUUGUGGCUGAAGAACAACAAGUCUUACAACCAGUACAAGUUUACGAACUUUGGAUCUGGCAUUAGCAAGACUUGCGCAUGGAAGAUUAGCCGUAUUGAUUUGUACAGUGACAACAUGCAUAUGGAUAUUCCCGCCCUGAGCUAUUCCACUAUUGUUGCUAUCAAGGAUGUGGAGAUAGCUGAGGCGUAUCCAAAUACAAACCUGUAUCGAGAUUUCACAAUUUCGCCCUCUCUUCCCGAAGGAUUGAGCUUAUGUCCUGCCUCUGGUAUCAUCCUGGGUACAGCCACCGAAUACUCCGAUGCCAAGAAUUACGUUAUUUCUGCGAAGAAGGUGAAUACCAAUGAGCAGACUAGUGUUACAGUCAAUUUCGGAGUUUCUCCCUGCACUGGAGGAAGGAGCUUCAUCACCGCCAAGAUGCGGAUCGAUACCUACAAUCAAGAAUGUGGUUACAAACUCUUCGAAGGCCGUGGAAAGAGUGGAAAGCAGAUUGCUGUCCUGUCAGAGGCUCCUUACCGUGAUUCUCUCCUCUACCUUGAUCGCUGUCUGAAGGAUGGCCUUUACACUUUUUACGGAGUGGAUAAUUUUGGAGAUGGAUGGUUUAUUCCUGGAGGAUAUAUGAUGACUGUCGACGUCGGUGCGACUAUUUUCGAAACCAAGUUGGUGACGGCAGCACCAAAGCCUUCUGAAAUAGGAACCACUUUUUCUUCCUAUCUUCCUUUUCAGAUCAAUCUUUCUGACUGGAAACUGAUGAAAAGCACUCUGAGUGAUUUGACAUGGACGCAAAAGGACUACGACGACUCCACUUGGUCCACUUCCAAGGCUGCUGACUUCGGAUCGACCGAACACAUAACGUCCUAUGUUCGCAAGACAUUCAAUAUUCCUAACCUGGACGACUAUCAGGUCCUCAAUGUCCGCGUUCUUUAUGCCGGAGGCGUUGUUGCAUAUUUCAAUGGAAAGAAGGUGGCUCGCUUCAAUCUCCCUGAUGAGUAUAACAGUUCUACCUAUGCGAUAACGACACAUGAUUUCACAGUGUUCUCUUCUUUCCAUGUCAUUUUGGCUAUGAGCGGUGCAGUGGUUGAAAACAAUGUAAUGGCUUUCGAAAUCCACUCUCCUUCGAAUGUGGUUGGAUCUAUCCAGUUUGAUGCUACAGGUAUUUUCGGUGUGGAGCAGUGCUCUAUGGUGCUGGACACGUACACCGACUUUUCUGGAACGUCUCCGAUGUCUACGGGGAAAGAACUGACCGAUCUCUUCGACUACAACUUACUUACCUACAGUCUCUUCUCGAGCAGUGCAGAGAGCAAGAUUUUGUGGAAAGUGGAGAACUUGGAAGGUACCAUCUUUAACAGCUAUGGACUAAUCUCGUGGGUGAGCGUCACUGGCAUCGGCUUCUCUCUCAUGGGAAACAAUGAUCUUACGGAUAGAGAAGAAUACAUUAAUUUCGCCACUGAGCAUGGCGUUGAACUUGGGAUGCGCAAAAUCGAAACCUUCAAGACUCCCAUCAACUUCAUCCCAUUCCGUUCCUUCAAGUGGGUCGUGGAAACUUCUGGAUCAGUCUCGCUGCAAACGUCCUCCUUCCUCUUCUAUUACUGCAAGGCGGAUGGCGAUCUUUGCCAGGGUGAUGACUUGUUCCCUACAGUGGGAGAAGGCCAGGUUUCGCCGGCUCUCUGUGACCCGGGCUUUAAGGGAUACAAGUAUAGACAGUGCAGCCAGGGUAAACUGGGAGAGGUGAAGACUGACAGGUGCAUCUACAAGGAACCUACCAAUUUGCUUUAUCAGCAGUCGAGCUUUGAACUGGUGAUGGGAACGAAUGUUGAAAUACCCGCUCCUACCUACAACAACCUCAUCACCAAGUUCACUUCGGACAAACCCCUUCCUGUCGGCCUCAUACUGGAUGAGACGACUGGAAAGAUCUAUGGAAAGCCUACGGCUGAAACUGCACUGGCCUCCUUCGUUAUUACUGGAGAAAAUCCCGUGGCUGCUACGCAGAUUACGAUUGCGAUCACGAUUCGCAAAGGACAUUGUAUUGCUGAAGGCUUCUUCCCUACAACGAAGGUCGGCGAGACGGCUGUAUUCCACUGCGCCUUGCAGGGCAGUUACAUCGGAACACAGCAGCGAUAUUGCGUGUUGGGAGAGAAGGAUGGAGUGUGGAAGAAAGCAUCCGGAGUGUGCUUCCCGAUUGCUGUAACCGUCAUUCUGAUACUCUUUGCUUUGAUUAUUAUUGUGGUUAUUGUGUUUAUCGUUCUUCGAAUGGCAAGAAGAACGAAAGCUGUGGGCGGCGUUCGAGGCAAGAAGGCUAUCAAGAAAACUUCAGCGCCGACCAAGAGUAAUGAAAAGAAAGUGAAGGUGUAGUUCAUAUGCACUUG